AUGAUUUAUCAACUAUUAAUUCUAUCAUCAUUAGUUAAGGUUCUAACUUCAUCAGCCAUCAAGGAAUAUCACAGUUAUGAAAGUGAAUUCAAUAAUAUAAAAUUCAACCAACUUAAACGCAUAUAUCAUCAUUUUAUCUUAAAUCGAAAUCCAGCUAAUCCUUCAUGUUUCGGUUGUAAAUCUGGAUUAUGGUUGGCUAAAACAUUUGUCUUUGGUAGUAAACAAUUUGUACAUGAACAUAUUGAAGUGACUUGUACAAAUUUAAAAAAUAUUUAUCAACCUUGUGAAAGAAUAUUAACUGAAUUUCUGGAUUAUGCUUAUGAUUUGAUAUAUGCUUACAGUGCAGCCGAACUAUGUGCACUUGCUGGGAUAUGUGCAAAUCCACCGAAAAUUGACUUUUGUCCACUUUGUUUAAUGAGUGUAGCGGAAGGCAAAAAUAUUUUAUUAUCCGAUGCUCUUCUAAAUGAAUUACAAUCUGUAUUUGUACAUGUAUGUGAUUAUGUAAGAUUGGAAGUAGAAUGUUCCACAUUUUUGAAUGAACUUUAUAAAAAUGUUGUCGAUAUAAUCAAACAUGUUGUAGAACCACAUUUUGUUUGUCAGCUGGGUCACAUGUGUAAUGCAACAUAUACAGAAGGAUCGGAUUACAUUAGAAUUGCAUAA
Schistosoma bovis is the source of this 660-nucleotide messenger RNA. The record is from the annotation of a GenBank genome assembly. Lineage: Eukaryota; Metazoa; Platyhelminthes; Trematoda; Strigeidida; Schistosomatidae.